ACAAUGGAUAGGUGCAAGCACGUUGAGCAGUUGCAGCUUGCUCAAGGCCAUUCCAUCCUGGACCCUCAGAAAUGGUACUGUAUGGUCUGCAACACAACCGAGUCCAUUUGGGCUUGCCUCAGCUGUUCCCACGUCGCCUGUGGGAAGUAUAUCCAAGAGCACGCACUGAAGCACUUUCAAGAAAGCAACCAUCCCGUUGCAUUCGACGUGAAGGACAUGUACGCUUUUUGUUAUCUUUGUAACGAUUAUGUCCUAAACGAUAACGCAGCUGGAGACCUGAAGUCACUACGGAGUACACUAAGUGCAAUCAAAAGUAAAAAGUACCCUUGUGUGGUUCAGAGUGACUCGGUUUUACAUUCUGUGGAUGCACAGGACCACGUUUACUCCUUACACCACGGCACCCAAUCUCUGCCUGGAAACGAGGAUCCAAUGUGCGCCGCCCUCUGGCACAGGAGACGGGUGCUCCUGGGGAAAACCUUUCGAACUUGGUUCGAACAGUCAGCAACUGGAAGAAAAGGGCAAGAGCCAACUCAGGAGAGAACGGUAGCAAAAGGAGAGGCGAAGAGAAGGCGGCAGCAGGAGUUGGAGCAGCAGAUGAAAGCCGAGCUGGAAAGCACACCUCCGCGGAAGAGAUUACACUUACAAGGCUCCUCGGAGGCAGCGGCCACGAUUGAAAUCGUGCCAGUGCCAGUGCCAGUGCCAGUGCCAGUGCCGGCGCCGCCCCCACCUCCCGCAUCCCCAGCAAAGGGCAAAGCCGCGCUACCUACCUCAGAAGACGGGGCACUUAAAAAAGUAAGUGACUCCUUAAUCAAACGAAGGCCCGCGGUAACUCCUGGUGUAACCGGACUGAGAAAUUUAGGAAAUACUUGCUAUAUGAAUUCUGUUCUUCAAGUGUUGAGUCAUUUACUCAUUUUUCGACAAUGUUUUUUAAAGCUUGACCUGAACCAGUGGCUGGCUGUGGCUGCCAACGAUAAGGCCCGAUCCUAUAAGCACUCAGCCGUCACGGAGGCGGCGGUGGUGGCAGAGGCAGCAGCACAGCAGAUGAAGGAAGGGCAAGAGAAAGAGAAAGGCUUCGCAUGCUCCAGACAUUCAGGUUUAUCAUCAGGCCUGAGUGGAGGGGCCUCCAAAGGUCGGAACAUGGAGCUUAUUCAGCCAAGGGAGCCCAGUUCCCCGUACAGUUCUCUUUGCCAUGAAUUGCAUACCCUGUUCCAAGUCAUGUGGUCUGGAGAGUGGGCCUUGGUCUCGCCCUUUGCCAUGCUUCACUCCGUGUGGAAGCUGAUCCCUGCUUUCCGUGGUUACGCCCAGCAAGAUGCUCAGGAAUUUCUUUGUGAACUUCUGGAUAAGAUACAACGUGAACUAGAAACAACCGGAACCAAGUUACCAGCCCUCAUCCCCACUUCCCAAAGGAGACUUAUUGAGCAAGUUCUGAAUGUGGUGAAUAACAUUUUUCACGGACAACUUCUUAGUCAGGUUACAUGUCUUGCUUGUGACAACAAAUCAGAUACCAUAGAACCAUUCUGGGACUUGUCCCUGGAGUUUCCAGAGAGAUACCAAUGCAGUGGGAAAGAGGCUGCCUCCCAGCCGUGCCUGGUUACUGAUAUGUUGGGCAAAUUUACCGAAACAGAAGCUUUAGAAGGGAAAGUCUACGUGUGUGACCACUGUAACUCAAUGCGUAGAAAGUUUUCGUCAAAACCAGUUGUAUUCACUGAAGCCCAGAAGCAGCUUAUGAUAUGCCACCUACCUCAGGUCCUCAGACUGCACCUCAAACGCUUCAGAUGGUCAGGACGUAAUAACCGGGAGAAGAUUGGUGUUCAUGUUGUCUUUGAGGAAACCUUAAACAUGGAGCCCUAUUGCUGCAUGGAGACCCUGAACACUCUCAGACCAGAGUGCUUUAUCUAUAACUUAUCUGCUGUCGUAAUUCACCACGGAAAAGGAUUUGGCUCAGGACACUACACUGCCUACUGCUACAAUUCCGAAGGAGGGUUCUGGGUACACUGCAACGAUUCCAAGCUGAGUAUGUGCACUAUGGAAGAAGUACGCAAGGCCCAAGCUUAUAUCUUAUUUUAUACUCAGCGAGUUACUGAGAAUGGACAUUCGAAACUCUUGCCUCCUGAGCUCCUGUCCAAUAGCCAGCACCCCAGUGAGGAGACUGAUGCCUCUUCUAAUGAAGUCCUUAGCUGA
This is a messenger RNA of Mus pahari (shrew mouse), 2181 nucleotides long. It is a transcript of the gene Usp44, whose product is annotated as ubiquitin specific peptidase 44. Gene Ontology annotation, molecular function: zinc ion binding; cysteine-type deubiquitinase activity. The coding region runs from base 4 to 2181 and encodes 725 amino acids. Lineage: Eukaryota; Metazoa; Chordata; Mammalia; Rodentia; Muridae. The transcript has 5 exons. Gene Ontology annotation, cellular component: cytoplasm. Gene Ontology annotation, biological process: protein deubiquitination. The record is from RefSeq and is a predicted model, not a curated record.